AUGGCACCCGGCAAGCGGAAGGCGGCGCUGGUGAGGGACGCGGCGGCCGAGGUCGUCGCGGCUGCUUUCAAAGGCAAGGGGUUUCCGCAAGCAGAGCUACACAAGGUGUUCGCCUCGCACAGCUCUCGGAACGAGGACGGCGUCUGGGUCGUGAACGAAGCCCUCCUCAGCGGCAGACAAGGGGCUGCAUGGCGAACGUUGAAGGCCCACUUGGCGACUCUUGAGCAAGACAAAGCCAUCAUCGCCCUGCAUAAUGUCGCUUCUUCGAUGACGUCACCCGCACCCUCCACAGUCCCGGCUGCGUCCUCCACGGCCUCGCCCGCGCCGCCCAAGACCCCGGCCGCGUCCUCCGACGGCCUUGCCGCGUCGAAGGACGACACGAAGCCCAAGAGUGCUCUUCGCAUGACCCAGAAGACGCUCAACAUGGAUUCGGAUGCACCCGUCAAGUCGGCUGCACCGACGCCGCCGUCUUUCAAGUCGCCCGGCCCUGCAGUCGCGCCGAUGGCAGCGGCGACGCACCAAGUCAACUGGACUCCACCGCCCGACGCCGACGCGCACGCCUCGGUCGAUGCCGCCGCCUCACCGGGAGGCGAAAUCAAGCGAGCACGACGACGAGCUGCUGGGCCCCUUGCCGCUCUCCCAGAGCACGGGGUCAAGUGA
Saprolegnia parasitica CBS 223.65 is the source of this 660-nucleotide messenger RNA. RefSeq lists its product as hypothetical. Bases 1 to 660 code for a protein of 219 amino acids. The transcript is spliced from 3 exons. The record is from RefSeq and is a predicted model, not a curated record. NCBI's taxonomy places the organism in Eukaryota, Oomycota, Saprolegniomycetes, Saprolegniales, Saprolegniaceae.